GUCACGCUAUUUCAUGGGUAUUUCCCCUCCAACAUGGAAUCCCUUGGUUUAUCUGGAUUACAAUAACUUCUGGAGGACCUUGGACAAGAUGGGAAAAGAGAUUCCUCUUGAAGCACCAUGGGACGCUCCGCAUGCUGAAGAAUGGGACAAAAUGACCAUGAAAGAGUUGAUAAAUAAGAUUUGCUGGACCAAAGCUGCUAAAGAAUUUGCUACUUUCUUUGUGAAUGUCAAUGUCACAUCUGAGCCUCAUGAAGUCUCUGCUCUCUGGUUCCUGUGGUAUGUGAGGCAGUGUGGGGGCACAGCCAGGAUUUUCUCAAUCACCAAUGGAGGCCAGGAGAGGAAGUUUAAAGGGGGUUCUGGUCAGAUAUCGGAGAAAAUAAUGGAACGCCUGAAAGGCAAAGUUAAACUGGAGCAACCUGUGGUCCGUAUUGAUCAGACAGGUGAUAAUGUCAUUGUGGAGACGCUAAACCAUGAGAUAUAUGAGGGCAAGUAUGUGAUCAGUGCUAUCCCUCCAAUCAUGACGACGAAGAUUCAUUACAAACCAGAACUGCCAACAAAGAGAACCCAGUUAAUUCAGCGUAUGCCUAUGGGGUGUGUCAUAAAAUGCAUGGUGUACUACAAGGAAGCCUUCUGGGAGAGGAAGGGUUAUUGUGGUUCCCUCGUCAUUGAGGAUGAAGAGUCUCCAAUUGGAAUAACCAUAGAUGACACGAAACCUGAUGGAUCUUUCCCUGCCAUUAUGGGUUUCAUCCUUACCAGAAAGGCUGUUAAACUGACCCAUCUCAGUAAGGAAGAGAGGAAGAAGAAGAUCUGUGAGGCAUAUGCCAAGGCAAUGGGGAUGGAAGAGGCUUUACAUCCUGUGCAUUAUGAAGAAAAGAACUGGAGCACGGAACAAUAUUCAGGGGGUUGUUACACAGCCUACUUCCCACCAGGCAUAAUGUAUUCUUAUGGAAGGAUCAUUCGCCAGCCCUUUGACAGAAUCUACUUUGCUGGCACGGAGACAGCUACCCAAUGGAGUGGAUACAUGGAGGGGGCUGUAGAGGCAGGAGAGAGAGCAGCCAGAGAGAUAUUGCACAGUAUGGGGAAGGUGUUAAAGAAGGACAUUUGGAUGCCGGAGCCAGAGUCAAAGGAUGUCCCAGCCCGACCAUUCAACACCAGCUUCUGGGAGAGGAACCUGCCGUCCGUGCCUGGACUGCUGUGCCUGCUUAGCUCUACCAUGUUUUUCACUUCUGUGGCUGCUGCAGGGCUGUUUGCCUAUAAAAAGGGACUACUAAUUCGGAACUAA
Messenger RNA from Antrostomus carolinensis (chuck-will's-widow), 1282 nucleotides. Its product is annotated as amine oxidase [flavin-containing] A. Gene Ontology annotation, molecular function: primary methylamine oxidase activity; flavin adenine dinucleotide binding. The transcript is spliced from 12 exons. The coding region runs from base 14 to 1282 and encodes 422 amino acids. Lineage: Eukaryota; Metazoa; Chordata; Aves; Caprimulgiformes; Caprimulgidae. Gene Ontology annotation, cellular component: mitochondrion. The record is from RefSeq and is a predicted model, not a curated record.